Pollicipes pollicipes is the source of this 3855-nucleotide messenger RNA. RefSeq names its product mitogen-activated protein kinase kinase kinase kinase 5-like. Gene Ontology annotation, molecular function: MAP kinase kinase kinase kinase activity; ATP binding. Gene Ontology annotation, biological process: intracellular signal transduction; protein phosphorylation. The record is from RefSeq and is a predicted model, not a curated record. Lineage: Eukaryota; Metazoa; Arthropoda; Thecostraca; Pollicipedomorpha; Pollicipedidae. Gene Ontology annotation, cellular component: cytoplasm.
AGAAAUCCACAAGAUGAUUAUGAAAUAAUUCAGCGUAUUGGAAGCGGAACAUAUGGGGACGUGUACAAGGCUACACGACUUUCCACAAAUGAAGCAGCAGCUAUCAAAGUUAUCAAGCUCCAGCCAGGGGACGACUUCAGCAUAAUCCAGCAGGAGAUACUGAUGAUGAAGGAUUGCCGGCAUACUAACAUCGUCGCCUACUUCGGCUCCUACCUGCGACGCGACAAGCUGUGGAUCUGUAUGGAGUAUUGCGGGGGCGGCUCGCUGCAAGAUAUCUAUCAUAUCACGGGUCCGCUGACGGAGCCACAGAUCGCGUGCGUGUGUCGAGAGACACUGCGCGGCCUCUCCUACCUCCACACCAUGGGCAAGAUGCACAGGGACGUCAAGGGCGCCAACAUCCUGCUGACGGAGAGCGGCGGCGUGAAGCUGGCCGACUUCGGCGUCUCGGCUCAGAUCACGGCCACCAUCGGCAAGCGGCAGUCGUUCAUCGGCACCCCGUACUGGAUGGCGCCAGAGGUGGCAGCAGUGGAGCGCAAGGGCGGCUACAACCAGCAGUGUGACGUGUGGGCGGUGGGCAUCACGGCCAUCGAGCUGGCUGAGCUGCAGCCGCCCAUGUUCGACCUGCAUCCGAUGCGUGCUCUCUUCCUCAUGUCUAAGUCAGGCUUCAAGCCACCCACGCUCAAGGACAAGAACAAGUGGUCACAGACGUUCCACAACUUCGUCAAGGUUGCGCUCACCAAGAACCCCAAGAAGCGACCAACAGCAGACCGUUUGUCGCAGCACGCGUUCGUGCAGGGCGAACCGGGACCGGGUGAGCGCCGGUUGAUGCGGGAGCUGCUGGACAAGGUGCGCAACCCGAGCGGCACCUUCCAGGAGCCGGAGCCCGAUGAGGAGGGGGCGGUGAACAACGUCCCACACAGGAUAGCGUCGCGGCAGCCGGCUACCAAGCAACGCACGGAGUCGGAGCUGCACAUGGGCAGCGUGAGUUUCGAGCAGCCGCGCGUGUCCGAGCUGGCCGCCGAGCCGCCGCCGCCCCGCCGCCAGUGGAGGAUCGCCGGAGACGCCGACGAGGCUGAGGACGAGGACGAGGACGAGCCGCUAACGAGCCACUGCUCCCGCAGCCCGGCCGCCGCCAAUCACACGCUAGGCUACAGGCAGAGCGACGGCGGCGGCGGCGGCGGCGGCGGCACGCUCACGCGCAGCCGCAGUCUGACGCGGCACGAGCCGCUCGGCCGCCGCCUGCACAGGGCCGCCCUGUCCGGCGCCGACGUGCUCAACCUAUCGCUCAAGAGCCCGGCCGCCCGGUCCGCCGAGACGCCGCUCGACAUAUCGCAACAGGCUACGCUGACGGUGGAGGAGUCGCGCACAGCCCGCGAACUGGCGUCCGCCGGCCAGAAGGAGGCUAAGGCACGCUCACCAGGAUCGGACUCCACGCUCCGGAGACGCCACAGCCUGGCCGGCGAGGACGACCUGGCCGAGCAGACGGGCACCCUGACCCUAGGUCACCGCACCAGGUCACUGUCGGACAGCGAGGCCACCUCCUCGACGGCGGCGGUGAACGGGUCGUCGUCGGCGGCGGCGGCAGCGGCGGCCGGCGGCGGCUCGGCUUCGCCCGUGCCGCCGCCGCGCCGCCGCGAGAAGUUCCGCAAGACCACCCCGCCGCGCCCCGUCUCCAACGGCCUGCCGCCCACGCCCAAGGUGCACAUGGGCGCCUGCUUCUCAAAGGUGUUCAACGGUUGCCCGCUGCACAUCACGUGCACGACCACCUGGGUGCACCCGCUGACGCACGACCAGCACAUCCUGGUGGGCGCGCUGGAGGGCAUCUACACGCUCAACCUCAACCAGCUGCACGAGGCCACCAUGGAGCAGCUGUUCAACCGGCGCACCACCUGGAUGGUGGUAGUGAAGGACGUGCUGAUGAGCGUGUCAGGUCUGAAAAACCCGUGCCUCUAUCGACACGAUCUGUUGGCUUUGCACUCAAGGCAAUUCAACAGAUUUUCGUUGAACGUGAACAAGAUACCGGAAAAGCUCGUUCCUAGAAAGUAUGCCAUGACGACUAAGGUGCCCGACACCAAGGGCUGUGAGCGCUGUUGUAUGGGCCGCAACCCCUACAACGGCUACAAGUACCUGUGCGGCGCCGUGCCCUCCGGCAUCUUCCUCAUGCAGUGGUACGACCCGCUCAACAAGUUCCUCUUGCUCAAGCACCACGAGUGCUACGUGCCGGGCGAGCUGCGCGUGUUCGAGAUGGUCAUCACGCCGGACCUGGAGUACCCGCUCAUCUGCGUGGACGUGCGGCGCGGCUACGAGUCAGAUGCGCUGCAGCUAGACAUGAUCAACCUGAACACGGCCAGCUCCAUGGUUCCCGGGCUGCGAGGUUGGAGGACAUGGGACUGCACAGCGACGGUGGUGGCGCGCCACGAGCGGCUGGCCGUGCGCGCCGUCACCCAGCUGGAGCGCGAUGCCGUGCUCGUGGCGUACGAUAACGUCGUCCAGGUGGUGGACUUGCAGGGCAGGCCGACCUCGUCACGACGCCAGAUAUCGGAGCUGCAAUUCGACUUCGCCGUGGAGAGCGUCGUGUGUCUGACGGACAGCGUACUGGCGUUCCACAAGCACGGGAUGCAGGGGCGCAACUUCGCCAACAACGAGGUCACCCAAGAGAUCACCGACCCCAGCCGGGUGUUCCGCCUGCUGGGCAAUGACAGGGUGAUCACGCUGCAGAGCGUGCCGACGGCCGAGGCGGACGAGCCGGCCGGCGACAACAAGAACCUCUACAUCCUUACCGGGCACGAGGCCAUGUACUGAGGCUGACCCGCUCAUUGGUGGCCUCUCGGCGGCGCGGUAUUCGCGGCGACGCCGGCAUGCGGUCGGCCCGGCCGGCCUUGGCCGUUCCGCCUGCCGGCCCUCGACAGCGGCUAUAGGUGCCGGAACGGGACGGCGUGGCCCGGCGGCGGUGGGCGUCGCGGCCCAGCUGCAAGGAGCGCUGGCCCCUGGCGGAGGUGUGAACGGCGCCGGACCGCUCGGUGCCGGGGAGCGCGGCGGACACGCCGGCCCUGGCGCGGGCGGAGACGUGCACAGCCACAGUCGGCGGCACGGGCCGGCCGCGAUGCGCGUGACGUCGGGGUAACGGGCGGGAUCUGACCGUGCGGCGGCGGGGUCGGGUCCGGUCGGGUGUGGCCGGCGUCCGGUCCGCGGCCACAGUGAUAUUACCUGGUCGGCAGCCGGCAGCUGGCAGCCGCGUCAGACGCUCCAGACGGUCGUUGUGUGACGGGCCGUCGGGCGAGGGCGCCGGCAGCGGCGCACGCGUGGCGGGCCAUCGCGCCGCCGCCGCCCGCAGGGGCGCACUCGUGUACGUCAUCACAUCAGGAUCUGAUUUCUCCGGGUUUUUGUUAAGGCGGGCGCGUGACCUCAUCGGCAGAUAACUUGUAAGUUUGGGUUUGUUGUGGGGUUUUGUUUAAGCGAUGCACUGCUGUGCCGUCGUGUCGCUCGCCUUGCCAAUGUACCACCGGCCUACGUAGCGUCAAUUACGAUCAUCACCUGAGCGACUCAUCAUCAGAAGAUGUGGUUGUCCUUGCCAGUUGUGUGGUCCCACUUCGCAGCUCGUGCUAUCUCACCUGAAGUUACGGCUUGUACUGUAGCCAUCGGGUGGACGUCAGUAGCUUUCAGCCGGCGCUAGCGGACGCCGUUCAGCCGCAGUCUCGCUGCGUCGUCAUGGCGGAGUUCCCUAGGACGUUUUCGGCGCGCCGGGGCGGCGCGAAGUCCGUGUGCUGGCGUCAGCUGACGCGACCGGGUCGGCGGCUAUUCUGUGGCAGUCGGGGCAGGACUGAGCCGGCCGCCGCCAGACCGAUUGGCCACCGC